Messenger RNA from Diuraphis noxia (Russian wheat aphid), 1664 nucleotides. RefSeq names its product oligosaccharide transferase delta subunit (gene OstDelta). Lineage: Eukaryota; Metazoa; Arthropoda; Insecta; Hemiptera; Aphididae. Gene Ontology annotation, cellular component: membrane; oligosaccharyltransferase complex. Gene Ontology annotation, biological process: protein N-linked glycosylation. The record is from RefSeq and is a predicted model, not a curated record.
AAAUUUUGUGAUGCUGUGCAAUGUAAUUCUUCAUUCCCAAUUCAAAAUGAUCAAGCUCUAAUGUUUAGUAAUUACCUUUUAUCUCGUAAAUCGGUACAAACACCUAAGGGAGCAUAUUUCUUGAUUAGUGCUCUUAAAACAUUGUCYAAUAACAAAUACCAUUUGCCAAUCGCAGCUACACUUGUAAAACCGAUGGGUGAUCUAGAUGAUACACAAAAAAUACUUUCUGUGCGUUUCACCAAUUUACUUGGAGAACCACUGCCGACAUCUCUUUCUGUUGGUGUUGAAUCAGCAAUGUUAAAUAAYAAAGUUGUAAUGUCUAAAAAUAAAUUCAAAUCAACUGCCGACAAGACUGUAUAUGAAUUAGAUUUUAAUGAACCAGAUUUGUCUAUUGGAAUCUAUAGUAUUGUGAUAAGUGCUACACCAUUAGAUAAAGUCAAGAUCCCACUAUUGGGCAAUACAGCUAUUCCACUUGAGGUAAAAGUAUCAGCUUCUUCAGUAAACAUUGUUGACUUCAAAGUUGGGACAACUGAUAACGAUCAACAAUCAGGCCCAUCUCUUCAAACUUUGAAAUAUGGUGAAAAGUUGCCAACUCAAUUAAAAGCAGACCACAUGCAAAGAAUUAUWGUCCGCUUUGCUAUUAAAGAUUAUCAAGUUAAGAAAAAUGUUCAAGUACACCAAGCAUUUGUUAGGUUUACAAAUGUCAAGACUGGUUCUCAAAGUGUAUUUGUCGCCGAAUUGGACUCUCAAAAUAAUUAUAAAUUGGAUAUGGACUUAGGCGUUAAAUCAGUAUCAUUCAAACAUGCAUCUGGUAUAUAUUCUAUGGAUUUAAUUAUCGGUGACUCUCUAUUAAAGAAUCCUAUAGUUUGGCAAUUUAGUGACAUCAAAUUGAAAUUUUCUGAAGUUGAAUCAGAUACUGCUGAAUCUUUUGCAGAUUUUUAUAAACCAAAAAAAUUAAUAUCUCAUACUUUUAGAGAACCUGAAUCUAGACCACCUCAUAUUGUAUCACUUCUUUUUACCGUAUUGUCUCUUGCGCCAUUGUUGGUUCUUUUUGUUCUGUGGRCUCGCUUGGGAGUUAAUAUAAAAAACUUUCCCUUCAAUUUGAGUGCCAUAGGAUUUCAUUCGGCAUUAGCAGGCAUAUUCAUACUAUUUGGUAUGUUUUGGGUAUACUUAGAUAUGUUCAUAACAUUGAAAUAUUUGUUUUUAUUGGGAAUUUCAAUAUUCUUAUUUGGUAACCGAUUACUGUCAUACAUUGCAAGAAGAAGAAAUAAGUAACUUAGAUGACAAUUCUAUUGAGUGGGUUAUCGAUGAUAAAGUCAAAUUAUCUUUAUUCGUUCUGUUGUGUGUAAGCUAAUGUCAGAUUCAAUUUCUUUUAUCAUUUUUGCUAGCAUUGAACAAUAUCUUCUAAAUUGUAUUGUAAAACUUCAAUGUACAUAUAAUGAAUAAUUUAUUACAUUUAUAAAUAUUAGAAUAUGAAAACAUGAAUUACACACUUAUAAUAGACAUAUAUACAUUGUGUAUAUAUAUGCAUAUAAAUAUGUAUUUACCUACUUAAUUUUAAAAAUUACAAAUGAUAUUUUCUGAACAAAGCAUUUUUGUAUAAACAUACUUAUUUUUAUUUGUCAAUGUAUUGGGUUGAAGAAUUUAAUUGAAGGCUAAAUUUC